This is a messenger RNA of Beauveria bassiana ARSEF 2860, 288 nucleotides long. Its product is annotated as phosphotransferase family protein. The record is from RefSeq and is a predicted model, not a curated record. The coding region runs from base 1 to 288 and encodes 95 amino acids. NCBI's taxonomy places the organism in Eukaryota, Fungi, Ascomycota, Sordariomycetes, Hypocreales, Cordycipitaceae. The transcript has a single exon.
AUGCGUGAGAGCUGGGCGAGUGGUGACUUUUUGACCGUCUACGCGGCGCGCAGGAGCUUUGCGUUUGACUGCAUCUAUUGGAACAAGAUUGACCAACGCUUCUUUGGAGCGGAUGAGCAGGAUAUCCCUCCCGAGGAUAUGUGGGAGAAACGGCUCGAGCUGCUCGACGAGCAGACGCGAGAGGCGAUGGAUUCGUUCGUGGAGAGGAAAAUGAAAGAGACACAGACAAAGGAAUUGGCCUGGGAUCCAGACAGAUACACGUUGGAAUGGGCGAAAGUCGUGUCAUGA